AUGCCACCUAAACGGCCUCGGAGGACGUCUCCAGCCACACACGGCCUACACGCUGGCGAGAAGCUGAAACGUACGAAACUAUCCGGCAACGAAUACCUUGCAUGGAGCUGGGUCGGUACGGAGGUCACGGAUGCCGUUGAUAUUACCUCGGAGCACCGUCUUGCGACGUGUGGGUUAUCUAAGAAGAAUGGGCAUUGUUUCUGCGUGAACAAAUACGCACCUGCCACGUCCCACGGACCACCUAUCAAGGAGGAGCCUAGCAAGCCUCUAGCUAGUGGCGAGCUGGAGGACGAUGUAAUAGUAGUUUCGGACGACGAGCUGCUAAUUUGCGACGCCAAAACGUGUAAAAGUAAUCCGAACUGUCUGAACUAUCUUGGUCAAGAGAGAUGGCAGAAUGAAGGCAAAGCAAGGGACGCGUUCUUCAGGGCAGUAGAGCUCGGCCUAGACCCUACACUUGAUUUCCGAGCUUCAGGAAGCCCUAUUGGUUUGAAGGUGCGCUCUCUUUUGCUAUAUACGCACUCUAACCUUGGAGCAACAUGCUACGCGAAUGCUUUCUUGCAGGUGUGGUAUCAAGAUCUACCAUUUCGUGCCGGUGUAUACCAGUGUGAGCCGAGUCCAGACAAGGAAGACAAGUUCUCGGAGUCCCCGAUCUAUCAACUCCAGGUGACAUUUGCUGCCAUGCAGAUGAGCAAGCAGGCAGUCUUCAAUCCGGUCAGACUUGUCGAGAGUCUGAAACUUCGUGCUACCGAGCAGCAGGACGCGCAAGAAUUUUCGAAGUUGUUCAUGGCCCACCUCGAUUCGGAGUUCCAUAAACAACCUAACCCCGUUCUGAAGAGUCUUGUCGCAGAUCAGUUCCAAGGGAAACAAGUAUACACAACUGUAUGCUCUAAGUGUCAUACCCGGUCGGAACGUGAGAGCGAGUUUCUCGAGCUUGAGCUCACGCUUGCGAAUAAUGCAAAGCUGGAAGAUCGCCUUAGUGCUUCACUGGCUGCUGAAGAACUUCAAGGCGACAAUCAGUACCUUUGCUCACGAUGCGACAGCCUUCAAGAUGCCAAGCGCUUCACCGAAAUCCGGGAACUGCCUCCAGUCCUUCACUUCUCCCUCCUGCGCUUCGUCUAUGACCUGUCAACAAUGGAGCGCAAGAAGUCGAAGCACGCCGUGCUAUUUCCCGAGACCCUUGAAAUGGACAAGUUUUUCGGUGGUGGUGAUCAUGUAGGCAAGAAACGAAAGUGCUCCGAAGGUGGCAAGGGUAUAUACUACUUGAGAGGUGUCCUGCUCCACAGAGGCGCGAGCGCGUAUCAUGGACAUUACGAGACCCAGAUCUUCGACAUGAAGAACAAAGCCUGGUAUCAGUUCAACGACGAAGUGGUUACCAAGCUGGGCUCUCUGAGAGCACCGCCGAAAGCAAUGAAGAAAGACGAGUUGAAAUCCAGAAAAGCGAAUGAUAAAGCGAGACCGUCACAGGUAACACCUCCUAGGGCUGGUAGCGACAUAGAAAUCGUCGAGUAUGCUGUAGUCCUUCCUCUACGUAAAUCCCUCUACCUCGCUGUGUUCAUGUUGACGGCACUGCAUAUUGACGAUGCAAAUAGCUACAUCUCAUCCAGAGAUGCCUAUAUGCUCAUCUACGCUCGUGCCCCGGACAACAUGACUGGCCGGCCGAAUGGUAUUCCUGACCCUCAGCCACCACCCCGGGCGCUGCAGGUAGUUGAGGAGCUGAAUGCGACUCAUGAAAAAGCCUGCGAGGAAUACUCUGACCAGGAGAAAGCUGCUGAGGAGCGCUUCCAGCAGACAAGAUGUAUGGUGAUGGACAUAUAUCGCUCAUGGAGCUUGUCGCACGACGAUGAAGACUCUGUUGUAUGCAGCAAGCAGGCAUUGGAAACAUGGAUGUCUCGGCAUCUGACCAAACCCAAGGACCAGAAACCGGAGAUGAUCAACGAGGGUACAUUGGCUCUUUACAACCGCACAAUCCCUAACGGAGAUAUUACAUGUGCUCAUGGACGCCUUGACCCAAAGAAAGCUCAGAAUAUGAAGCGUCUCAACAGGUCAGCGUAUGAUCGCAUGUCUACUGAGGGUCAUUGCAAUUUCGAGCCGUCUUUUUCCCCGGCUGACGUUUGUCCAGAAUGUGUUGAAGAAGGCUUCCGAGAUCGCAUAUAUUCGGUAGAACAUCCAAGGCUCGUGUCUGUGUUCGAUGAAGUGGCACCAGUGAACGAAGGCGACUCCGCGUUCUGGAUCUCGAAACCGUGGCUGAAGGACUGGAGGUCAACCAAACCGAAGAUGCACAUAUCCUCACGACCGGAUCCGCCUCCAGACGAUUCAGAGUAUACUCACCAUGUGAAAUGUGAACACGGUGGGCUGACGCCAAAUGUUAUCUCGCGCAAGCGAAUAUCCCCAGCGGCCUACGAGUUGCUAAAGGGCGUUUUCCCCGCAUGGACAACGCUCUCAACGGACUCCGAUACAUGUGCUGUCUGCGAAGCGAUGGUGCAGAUGUCGCGAGAAGAUAAGCGGGGCGCAAAGAUCCAAGCGGAGGAUGAGAAGGCGAAGCUUCGCCACAUGCACGACCAUGCGCUAACAGGCAACAACGCUCUCCUUGAGGAGAUUCCUUGCGCGCUUGUUCCGGCUCCUUUCAUCCGCGCAUGGAGGCAAUGGUUAUUUCAUCCUGCCAACGAGAGGCCGGAGAGCGUCGAUACGCGGCAGUUCAUAUGCGAACACGGGCUUCUAGCCCUCGACCCAAACACCCCCGGGGAUCUAGAUGGUGUAGCAGCAAUUAUCAGCCGCGAUGACUGGGCGGUGCUGGAAACCUUAUAUUCAUGCGGUCCGUUGAUCGCUAUAGAACAUGCAGAUGGCGCGUGGAGACACGACCCUGCUGUUUGCAAAGCGUGUCGUCUGAAGUGCAAGUCCGCUUACGAGAAGACUGAGCUAACAAUACGCGUCCUCCGAGCUGAUGAUCCUACGCCAACUCCGGAGACAUACGCUGAACAGUUAUCUCAGCCUGCAGAAGCGCGACCGACUGUUGUCACGUAUGGAUCGAAGAAGAUUGGAAACCUGCGUCAGUCGAAGCGAAUACGCCAAACAAGGGAGCUCGGACGACGGAGGAAGCUGAUUAUCACACCAGACAUGACUGUCAAGGAUUUGAAGAUUCAGAUACAAGCAGAGCUCGAGAUUCCGACCAUCUCGCAAUGUCUCUAUUAUCAUGGCAACGAGCUCGAGAACAGCGCAAUGACGUUGGGGUCGCUAGGCGUGUUGUCCAAUGACACCAUGGACCUAAGGGAAGAGUCCGAAGAUAUUGAUCUCCUAGGCUCGGGAUCGGAUGCGGAGCCAACAACUAGGAAGAAGGAAGGUCGAGGCUUUGGUGGUACCCUUCUCGGGUACAGCAGUUCAUCCAGCCCCCCGCACACACCCUCGCAACAUGCGGACGAGCUCCCUAGCAACACGACGAUCAGUUGCCCUGCUUGUACGUACGACAACGCUGCAGACGCGUUCGCGUGUCUCAUGUGCGAGACGAUGCUAGACGGAGCGCCAGAGUAA
This is a messenger RNA of Phanerochaete carnosa HHB-10118-sp, 3525 nucleotides long. RefSeq lists its product as uncharacterized. Gene Ontology annotation, molecular function: protein binding; cysteine-type endopeptidase activity; cysteine-type deubiquitinase activity. NCBI's taxonomy places the organism in Eukaryota, Fungi, Basidiomycota, Agaricomycetes, Polyporales, Phanerochaetaceae. The coding region runs from base 1 to 3525 and encodes 1174 amino acids. Gene Ontology annotation, cellular component: nucleus; cytosol. Gene Ontology annotation, biological process: protein deubiquitination. The transcript has 21 exons. The record is from RefSeq and is a predicted model, not a curated record.